CAAGCGUCUCACUAAGAAUUUGGACAGAGAUGAUGAAGACAUGGCUCUUCCAGCAUCCGCGGCUCAAGGCAGCACGAGGCUGUCUGAUUGGCCGCAAGAGUCUCCCCCAGUCUGCCCACUGUGCCGCACAUUUAUCGCACAUGACAGUUGCGGCAGCAUCACCAUCAUCACUCCUCCAUAUCCUGUUUACCUCAACUCUCAAGUUUCUAUCACUCCUUGUACGCGCAAACAGUGUCGAAGCCCUCACCAUUCCAGUCGCGAAGAUAUCACCAAAAGCCGAUCGAAAAGAAACCAAAGAUGACCUCUUGAGUCGCGCAGUCGAAUCCAACCCCGAAUCCCCUCCCCUCCGUCCGUUGAACGCGCCUUUAAACAAGCCGUGAUCCCUUCGAGGUCACAGCGAGGCGCAGAUCAGCGGCAACGGAGACGACCUCGCCACUUAGUACCACAUGAGCCAAAAUCUCUGGCGCUCUCUUCUCGAAGAUGAUGUCGAUACAUUUCGACAGUACCUGGCGAACGCCACCUUUGCGUCCGGUGCUUCGAAGGCCUUUACGCAAGGAGGACAUGCCGGAUUAAGAGUUGGCAGUCCCAGUUCUCUGGCAGUAUCGCCUAAGACACCCUUGAAAACGCGAAAGAGCUCGGCAAAUACUCCUACAAGCGCAAGCGUGGGCAGGAAUGCUGGCCUCGUCCUCACACGAGCCGAUCUGAAUUCGAAAGACAGCUUUGGUAGGACGUUACUGCACCACGCUGCCUCGUCCCGGUCGGAAGAUGCGCUAGGCUUCGUGAAGGCACUGUUGGACUUGCCAUUCAUCGAUCUGUAUGCCCAGGACGCGGAGUCCGGGUGGACCGCCCUCCAUCGGGCAUUGUAUUCUGGCAAUAUUUCAGUGGCGCAUGCGCUUAUGGCUCGUGAUAUCCAGUAUGCGACGGACUACACAACGAAUACCCAACAUGCUCAUGCUGGCGGUCUAGUCAAGAUCAAGGAUCAUGAGGGCAACAGUCCAUUCGAGGUCUUUGGCUUGACAAUUGCGCCUCGCUCUCUUCAAGAUGAGAAUUCCUCGGCCCUUCCAUCCGGACUCGAAGAUGCCGGCAGUGUCGACAGCAUGGACUACCAUGAAGCCCACGAUCCCGGGUCGAGGCGUCAUGUUUAUCCCCGUGUCGAUCUCGAAGGAGAUGAAGUGUACGCUUUUGGUAGCAAUAAGAAUCUCUCCUUAGGUGUGGGGGAUGGAGACGACCGGCAAUUUCCUGAACGGCUGCAAUUCUCAAGGCCUGACCACCUACUCCAUCGCUUGCUUGACGAUCACCUGGCAGCCAGGCAGCGUUCCUCAUUCAAUGAUGAUCUGGCAAGCAGCAGAGGGUAUCUUCCAUCUCAAAAUGACUUGCCGGCUGUCAUACGCUUCAAGCCCAUCACGAUCCAGAAUGUGGUUAUGUCAAAGCUCCAUACUGCUGUGCUGACCAGCGAUCCCGUCUCAAACUUGUACAUGUGCGGGUUUGGGGCUGGAGGUCGUCUUGGUACCGGCGACGAAAACACGUCCUUCUCCUACAAGUGCAUCCAGGCGGGUGGGCUGGCGAAGAGACGCAUCUCGGCCAUAGCACUUGGUCAAGACCAUACCGUGGCUGUCUGCUCCCAGGGCGAGACAUACACCUGGGGAAGUAAUCGCUACGGCCAAUUGGGGUAUUCUCUACCUGAGGUACCCAAAAAUGAGGUCCCUACACAGCUGACACCACGUCAACUGUACGGCUACAUCAAGAAGGAACUUGUUGUUGGUGCUGCAGCAUCUGCAAUCCAUUCAGCACUGUUCACACCCACUGCUCUGUAUACCUUCGGCAAAAACGAAGGCCAACUUGGUCUCAUGGAUGCGGACGCCAGGUCGCUUGAGAUACAAGAGCUUCCCCGUCGGGUCGGCGUCUCCAUAUUGCAGUACCCGAUUGCAUCAGUCAGCGCGAUAGAUCGUGCUACGAUUGUCUUGCUCGUCAAUCACGAUGUUAUUGUUUUCACACAUUACGGCUGGACCAGGAUUCUCUUCCCACUCGAAACCUUCAGCAAUUACUAUCUGCCCGACAGUACUAUCACGAGAUAUAAUAUGGAAACUAAUUACAUCACGCAGGUAACAAGUGGUGGCAGUACGAUUUGCGCCAUGUCUUCCUUUGGAGAAGUCUACGCCAUUGAUGUUCCGAAGGUGCCAGAGAACGUUCCCUCGAACGCAUCAACAACGAAUCCUACAAAGGCUCGCAAUGCCUUGGCACCACCCACCCGCCUAUGGUCCAUACGCAAAGCCCACAUGUCGGCUAUCGACGUGGCCGUUGGCCAGGAUGGAUCUAUCGUUCUGUGCACGGCUUCAGGAUCAGUCUGGCGGAAAGAGAAACGUGCGAAUAUAAAAUCUGUUCGAGAGAAGCAUGUCGGGCCAGCUCGAGCCAAGGAUUACAAAUUUGUCCGCGUUCCGAACCUGACUCGAGCAAUCGCUGUGCGGAGCAACGCCUUUGGAGCCUUCACCGCUAUACGGAAAGACUGCACAGUAACACGCAAUCAGAUCGACCCAGACCCUCCCUCCCUCUGGAAAGAUGUCUUUCCCUUACUGCCUUUCGCCCAGUAUGGAGGUCCUGAGGACCAAGGUGGGAUAGGAACGCAUCCAGCAGAUAUCUGCUCAGCCUUAAUCACUCAAGCCGAUGCUGAACAAGACAUACAUAACAUCUGCAAGCGCUAUGAACCGCUUUCGGAAAGUCAGUUUGACCUUUGGAUUACAUCCAACCUGACAGAUGUUCGCAUUCCCAUUCAUGCGUUCAUGCUCAAGUCGAGAAGCCGCAUCAUGCGGAGUGCUUUGACAGAAUUCCAAGAGAGCUAUUACUUUUCUAUUCCUGAUGUCAUGUCGAUUGAAUAUGGAGCGGAUGGUCAGAUUCAGCUCACCUUUCAAGGCGCCGACUUCUUGACCAUUAUGAACCUGGUUCUGUACCUCUAUACAGAAAGCUUGGCAGAUGUCUGGCAUUACACCUCGAGAGCAUUACAGUCUGCCGCCCGGUAUCGAUCAGUUCGAAACGAACUCUUGAAGAUUGCCACCCAUCUGGAGCUUCGACAGCUAGAACGCGCCGUGCGAAUCAUGACCGACCCUAUUCGAAGUCUCGCGAACGAUAUGGAGCUCGCUUUUCUUGACACUGAGUUCUUCUACGAUGCUGAUGUAUGCAUUGAGCUUGCAGACGGGGUUGAACUGCCGGCGCAUAGCGUUCUACUAUGUGCCCGAUGUCCUUUUUUCGAUGGCAUGUUCAACGGUCGAGCUGGAGGGAUGUGGAUGGCUUCACGACGCAACAUAGCAGCGGAAGACUCCGAGGUGGUGAGGGUCGAUCUCAAACACAUGGACGAAAGGGUUUUCAGCAUGGUUCUGCGCCAUUUGUACGCUGAUGCUGGCGAAGAGUUGUUUGACGACAUCGUCGCGAAGAGCUUGGAUGAGUUCAUUGAUAUGGUCAUCGAAGUUCUCUCUGCCGCCAAUGAACUCAUGGUGGGUCGUCUUGCGCAAAUCUGUCAACAGACGCUGGGCAAAUAUGUCAACGUCAGAAAUGUCUGCUCUUUGCUGAACACUGUUGCGGAAUGCUCAGUCGACGAUUUCAAACAUGCUGCCCUUGAGUACAUUUGUCUAAACCUCGAAACCAUGCUGGAGAUGAAGCUGCUGGACGAGCUAGACGAAGACCUCCUUGCUGAACUCGAUGCUGUGGUGCAAGCAAACCAACUGGCUUUCUUGCCUUUUGCUCGCAGCGAACAGGCCGAGGCUGAACUGCUAGAGAACCAUCCGGAUCUCUUUGCGAAAAUCGAAACCUCUAGGCAGCGCCGGAUUGACUCUAUGGGGCUGAGGUCAAGACUGGCAGAGGAUGAAGCACGUCAUGCUUCCGCCGCCAAAUUUCGGGUUGGCAGCAUAGACCGGCAGAUAUCGUCUUCUCUACCCAAGUCACCAUCGCUGACUCCGAAUGGCGAGUCGCCUGCCAGUACGCCGAGUCCGAGCCCGGCAAUUGCACCAAAUGAUGCGAUGGAUGACCUUCCCUUCGAGAUGGACGAUGACUCGCCACGCUUACUGCCAGGACCAGCAAACGAAAGAUCACAGCCGAUUACAAAGUCGACACCAAUCCGAGAACAUGUUGGGCCAAUGAGCAAACCCAAACCCAUUACUGAGUUGUCCAAUACUCCUAGAGCUCCUCGGGCCGGCUUUUUAAGCUCAUCCCAGCCGCACUCUGAGUAUGUGGUCUCUUCGGCAAGCCCUCCGGUGGCCAUUGCAGGGUUCGAAACACCGAGGACAGCAUGGCAUCUGCCGGUGCACAGUCCUCCAAAGGACGGUCUAAAAGACAUCAUGGAACAGACGUCGGCUUCGCGCGUGUCCAGUCUGACGCAGGCCAUGCGUACAGUUUCAGCGCCUUCGAAGGGCGGUGCAAAAAUGUCUCAGAAGGAACGCAAACGGCAACAGCAGUUGAUGAAGGAUCAAGAAACCAAGGCAUCACUUUCCCCUAUGGUGUCGAAAGAACAGAGUACAAAGGCGCAGUCGCCGUGGCAGACGGUCGCGAAACCGUCCAUGUCUGCUGCUUCACCGAUCUUAGCGAAGCCAAAUGCUGCUGCAGACACGACAACACAGACGCCUCCGAGGCCAGCGAUGACCAUGCGACAGACAGUAGCAGGUGCCGCUUCGACUGCCAAGUCUUCUGGCAAAGACGCGAAUCGUGGGAGAUCUCCAUCCGAGCUUGCGCCACCUUCCAAACCAGCAGCGCCGCAAAUUCAAUCCAUCCGUCACACCCCAUUGCCUUCGAGAACUGGGUCAGGUGUUGACGCGCGCACUUCCAUGGCCGAAAUUCUGGCGCAGCAGCAGUUUGAGAAGACGGCGGUCAAGGAAGCGGUAGCGAAGAGAUCACUACAAGAAAUUCAGCAAGAACAAGAAUUCCAACAGUGGUGGGACAACGAGAGCCGGCGUGUGCAAGAAGAAGAAGAAGCACAUUCCAGUACAGCGGCUUCUUCCGGUCGUGGCAAAGGUGGUCGUGGGCGAGGCGGACACCGUCGCGGCAGUGGUAGGGGCAAAUCAACGUCUGGAGCAGAAUCGGGUGGACGAGAGAAAGCGAUGACGGCGUCUCCGACGGUCGGGGAGGAUUUUGGCCGCGGACGCGGUAGCCAAAGGGGCAGUGGCAGGGGUCGCAGUCACGGAAACACGCAGCAACGAGGGGCAAGGCAUCAAUGAUAGACUCACAGCAAGGUGGUAAUUCAGCUAGAGCUUUUGUACAAAUCCAUAGACGCAUGUUAUACAUAGUAACGAGUCGAUUGCACUGCAAGUGCAUUGAACAGUCA
Exophiala xenobiotica is the source of this 5305-nucleotide messenger RNA. RefSeq lists its product as uncharacterized. Gene Ontology annotation, molecular function: protein binding. Lineage: Eukaryota; Fungi; Ascomycota; Eurotiomycetes; Chaetothyriales; Herpotrichiellaceae. The transcript has a single exon. The record is from RefSeq and is a predicted model, not a curated record. Bases 447 to 5198 code for a protein of 1583 amino acids.